Molecule: messenger RNA, 1947 nt
Organism: Closterium sp. NIES-65
Lineage: Eukaryota; Viridiplantae; Streptophyta; Zygnematophyceae; Desmidiales; Closteriaceae
Source: the annotation of a GenBank genome assembly
AUGGAGCGCUUGCAGAAGGAGGAUGCGCAGAGGAAGGAGGCAGAGGAGGUAGACGAAGAGGAGGAGGCGAAGAGGAAGGAGGCUGCGGAGGCGGCGAAGCUUGCGGAUGAGGAGGCGAAGAGGAAGGAGGCUGCGGAGGCGGCGAAGCUUGCGGAUGAGGAGGCAAAGAGGAAGGAGGCUGCGGAGGCGGCGAAGCUUGCGGAUGAGGAGGCAAAGAGGAAGGAGGCUGCGGAGGUGGUGAAGCUUGCGGAUGAGGAGGAGAAGAGGAAGGAGGCUGCGGCGGCGGCGAAGCUUGCGGAUGAGGAGGCGAAGAGGAAGGAGGCUGCGCAGAAGGCCGGGGAGGAGGAGGCGAAGAGGAAGGAGGCUGCGGAGGCGGCGAAGCUUGCGGAUGAGGAGGCGAAGAGGAAGGAGGCUGCGCAGAAGGCCGCGGAGGAGGAGGCGAAGAGGAAGGAGGCCGCGGAGGCGGCGAAGCUUGCGGAUGAAGAGGCAAAGAGGAAGGAGGCUGCAAAAGCGGCGAAGCUUGCGGAUGAGGAGGCGAAGAGGAAGGAGGCUGCAGAUGCGCUAAAGGCAGCGGAGGAGGAGGCGCAGAAAGCCGAAAAUGACGCUAGGAUUUUGGAGGACCAAGGGGUGCAGAGGAGGGCUGACGUGGAGCCGAUUCAGUUGGCAGCAGAUGAUCGCAUAGGACGUAAAGAACACAUGACAGUUGCCGCCGAUAGAGGGGAGGAUGGGGUAGAUCCGUGGGUUCGCCAGUUGGGAGGGAAGUUGAAAGAGGGGAUGUUAAGGGAGGGUGUAGAGAGGCAGACAGAGGUUCUGAGACAAGAUUCCGAGCGGCGGAAGAGGGAGAUACAGCAGGCAGAGGAUCGGCGGCAGAAGGAGGAGGCAAAAAGGAAGGAAGCAGAGGCUGCCGGGCGGCUGAAGAAGGAGAAACAUCGGGAGGAUGGGCGUAGGCAGAAAGAGGAGGCGAGCAAAAAGGUAGCUGAAGAGUUUGAGAGACGGAAGAAGGAGAAUCAGCGGGAGGAGGAGCGUCGGCAGAAGGCGACGAGAGAGGGGAUGAAGGAGAUGACGGAAUUGAUGAAGGUGAUGAAGAAGAUGAAGGCGGGUUUGAAGGAGACUAAGGAUGGGAUGGUAAAGCAGGUGGUAGAGGGGUUGACAGCGGUUCUGGCAGAGGACUCCGAGUGGACUUUGACAAAGGCCACCAAGCGAUUGAGGAAGAAGAAACAGCUGGACGAAGAGCGGCGGCAGAAGGAUGUGGAGGAUGGAAUAAAGGAGAUGAUGGAGGCUGUGAAGGAGAUGAAGUCGGGGAUGAAGGAGUUGAAGGAGGGGAUGCUAAGUGAGGUGGAGAAGAGGUUGGCAGUGGUUCUGAGAGUGGACGCCGAGCGGUUGAAGAGGGAGAAACAUGAGGAGGAGGAGCAGCGGCAAAUAGAGGAGGAGCAGAGAGGCAGACUGGCAGUAGAGGGAGAAACAGCAGGAGAUGGAGUGCCUGUAGAAGGAGGAUGCGCAGAGGAAGGAGGCAGAGGAGGCAGACCGGCACAGAGGGAGAAACAACAGGAGAUGGAGCGCCUGCAGAAGGAGGAUGCGCAGAGGAAGGAGGCAGAGGAGGCAGACCGGCAGCAGACGGAGAAACAACAGAAGAUGGAGCGCCUGAAGAAGGAGGAUGCGCAGAGGAAGGAGGCAGAGGAGGCAGACCGGCAGCAGAGGGAGAAACCGCAGGAGAUGGAGCGCUUGCAGAAGGAGGAUGCGCAGAGGAAGGAGGCAGAGGAGGUAGACGGGCAGCAGAGGGAGAAAGAGCAGGAGAUGGAGCGCCUGAAGAAAGAGGAUGCGCAGAGGAAGGAGGCAGACCGGCAGCAGAGGGAGAAACAGCAGGAGAUGGAGCGCUUGAAGAAGGAGGAUGCGCAGAGGAAGGAGGCAGAGGAGGCAGACCGGCAGAAGAGGGAGAAACAGCAGUAG